GUCUUUAUAAAUCAGAUAAAAUGACUAUAAUUAAAAGUGUAUCUUAACAAUGAUGUUGUUAUUUCACUUGGCGGUUGAAUUGUAAGUGAUUUCAGACUAUUACGACUUUGUAAUUAUGUUUUUAUGAGUUUAUCUUUUACGAGUUUUAUGAGUUUUCUUUGUAAUUAUGUUUUUAUGAGUUUUUCGUGGUUUAAAAACUGUAUACAAAGAGUUCUUGUUUUUAUUUGCAAUCAUAUAAAUGACAAUUCUAAUAAUUAUAUUAAAUUAACUAUGACUACUUCAAAAAACACAAGACUUUCUAUGGAAACAAAGUUAUCAACAUAUUUAGUCAGAAGUAAGGAUCUUAUUCCGUCAGAAGUGCCAACUUUAAGAGAUAUUUUGAAAAAAGGUCUGCUUAUCCAAGAAGCUCUACUUCAAGAAGAUGUUAACAGAAGGAAUAUUUGAUUGAGAGACCUUUCUUGACUACUAUCUGAUAUCGUUUUUCAGCAGUUGAUGAAAGCAAAUGCUCUUUUUAAACCUCCAAUGGUUAUUAAAAAAAAAAUUUGAUGGAGAAAAUUGAGUUUUCCUGGAACAAGAUCAAAGAUAUAGCACAUGGGAAAGCUUCUCAGACAUGCAUGUCUUUUUGGGAAUCAAAACUGGAUGAAUUGCUAGAUAUAACAUGUUGCAAGUGUGAAAUUAUGUUAUGUAAUGAGUUGUGUUUGAAAACUUAUUCUUGCGUUGAACAAGUACAUAUUAAAUGAACUUGUGUAAAAAAGAAAAAAAUUCCAAAGGUUGAAUUUCCAUGGCUUAAUGCCCAAAGGAAAAAAAAAGGAUCUAUUU
Messenger RNA from Hydra vulgaris (swiftwater hydra), 819 nucleotides. The record is from RefSeq and is a predicted model, not a curated record. Lineage: Eukaryota; Metazoa; Cnidaria; Hydrozoa; Anthoathecata; Hydridae.